Mobula hypostoma (lesser devil ray) is the source of this 3620-nucleotide messenger RNA. It is a transcript of the gene firrm, whose product is annotated as fignl1 interacting regulator of recombination and mitosis. The transcript has 24 exons. The coding region runs from base 331 to 3054 and encodes 907 amino acids. The record is from RefSeq and is a predicted model, not a curated record. Lineage: Eukaryota; Metazoa; Chordata; Chondrichthyes; Myliobatiformes; Myliobatidae.
AAAGGCUGCUGGGAUAGAAAUAUUUGACUGCCGUGGAGGGAAGCGUGGGGCUGGGUUGGAAGAAUGGAUCAGGCAUCCUGCAGCUACAUGUACAAAAUGAAGAUGAUCAUCUGAACGAACAAAAACUGGAAAGAUCAUGUCGAACUGGGUGAUCCGUUCCCGCACUGGAGGAAGCUUGUGUGUAAUUGACUUCAGGAGCAGUCCCUGUGCACCACUCUUUGGUUGAAAUGUCAGUCGUCUACCGGUUUGACUUCUGAGCUUUCGCUGAGGAGACUUAUUGUACCUUUUAAAGGUAAACCGGAGAAUUUUCAAAGUGAAGACUUUUUAAGGAUGUCCCAGAAAUCUUUAAUAGAAGAAGUUUCCCAGUGGAACGAGGAGAUAUGUAUGAAAAAGCUGGAAGCAAUUCUGCCUGAACUUAUCUCCAUAUACCAAUGUAGCGAGAGUGGUAGCAAACAAUUGCGAACAUUGAAGAUUCUCACAGAGAAGUUCUUGCCCCACAUCACGCUUUCUGAGAUAGAACAGACCUUUUCCUCUCAUGUAUUGCCCAAGGUAAUGACAUUGUUUGAUGAACUUGCAAAUGAGCUAUUGCAACACAUAAGACAGUUGUCCAGUCAGAACACGGGCCUGCAGACAGCACUGCGGAACACUAUACAGUCCCAGAUCGAGAUUCUGGAGAUUCUGAUGAGCUUUGUACAUCAUAUGUGCAAAUUUGAGGAAGCUUUAGCUUUGGAAAACAUUCAUUCACUAUCCUUGGCGGUUUUUCAUGUCCUCAAGAAUAUCUUUUGUCACUGCAAGGAGAGUGAGACCUUGUACAGUGGUCGAUUGCAUUUGGUUGCAGACAUAUUGCAGUCCUUAUUUAAGGAGGCAUAUUCCCUUCAAAAACAGUUCAUGGAAUUGUUGGAUAGGAUAGUUCUGGAAUUGGCAACGAGCACUACUGAAGAUAUUGCAUCUAUGGUGACAGUGGUUCACAGUGUUUUGGAAAUAUGUUCAAUCAUUUCUAAGAUGGACCAUGCUCUACAUGCUAAUACAUGGAAGUUUCUUAUUAAAAUAAGUGUGAAGCACCGGGCAUUGCUGGAGAGUAAGCUGCCACAUGAUGGACUUGUUGCUGGUCUUUGUGAGGACAUUCUCUAUUCCUUCAACUCAUGCUUGCAUUUAGCUGAACAAAUGAACCAGCCUACAGCAGUGGAAAAUGGCAACAGUACCGAUUGUAAACUCUUCCAAAAGACAAUGAAGCUGUGCCGAUUUUUCACCAAUACACUCGUGCACUAUGUAAAGGAAUUUAAUGAUUUCCUUUCAACAUCUUGUCGCUUAUUACACCACCUUUACCUUCAGCUGUACAGUAAAUUACCUCCAAGUUUAUAUGCACCUAUUUUGCCCAAUGGAUCUUAUGACCAGAUUGCCUGCAUUGUCCCAGUUGCACUGGAUGCUCUUGUCUCGCAGCUGAUGUCCUACAGGCCCUUUGUGGAGAGAGUGUUACUAGAUAGUCUGGAUUCCUGUUCUGAGCUGGUCUUUCCACAAUGUUUACUAUUGAUUAACAUCAUGGACAAGCUUCCUUCACAGUCUGAGGAAGUUCAAAGCCUCUGGUGUUCUGGUAGCCAGUUUUCAGAUGAAAAGCCAAGUCUACCUUUGUUCCAUGCAUUGUUUCGUAACUUACAGAGGUGUCAUGCGGAACUUUCUGUGCCAAUCCAGCUGCCAGGUGUGACGAGUAAGGGGCAGGCUCAACAAAGUGUCAGUUUGUAUGAAUAUGUAUGCACUCACUUAUGCUCUUUUAUCACAUCCAUUCCGUCGACUUAUUUUCCAGAGCUGGAAUGCUCUUUAUUAGAUGGCGUACUUGGUCCUCAUAUAUUAACUGCUUUGUUGGCUUCAGAUACUUGGUGCUUUCUUGCACGGUAUGGAAGUGCUGAUCUUUGUGCUCAUCACGUCUCCCUCGUAGCUGACCUGGUGAAGUCUUGUUGUGGAGAUUGUUACCAGCUGUCCCAUUUAUCUUUACUCCUGCGACGUUUGCUUUUCCUUAUGGCAGCAGAGCAUCAGGUUAUAUUUGUGAAAAGGUUUACUCCCAAAGAGGCAAGCAAUUUACUGCUAUGGCGUCAAGUUGAUAUUAAAGCUCUGACUCUUGAGCUUCAAAAAUCUGUUACUUCUGAUGUUACCAGGACAGCAACUGACCAAUGCAAAAGAUGGCAAAAUAGCAAACACUCCUUGGGUGAACUGGAUCAAGUGAAUGUUGCCCUUGCUGCUUUGUUGGCUGUGUGUAAUGCCAAUGGGGAAGGCUUGACUUCAGAGCUACAGCUGGUAGUCACAGAAACUCUGUGCCAGAUAUGGCCAUUCCUCACUGUGGAACAGGUGUUGAGCCAGUGCUGUGUUCAGCAGACAGUUACCCUGCUCCUUUCUCUCACCACAAGCCUGAUUCAUGUUUUAGGUGCCACAUUGAUUGCUCAGGUGGUAUUAUUUCUCAGUUUUCUUCUACCUUUAAAUCCUCCUGAUCAUGUUCGUCUUGCUGCAUUGGACUUUCUGGGAUCCCUGGGAAAGAUUGCUAUAUCACCAGAUGUUCAGGGUAUGGUCUUUCCAAAGCUACCUUGUCUCUUUGCUUUCCUUCUGGCUGACCAGUCUUGGCUAAUUCUUCAGCAAGCACUUCAAGGAUUUACACAGUUUGCUGAGGAGACCUGCCAUGAGGAAAUAGUCCCACAGAGUCUGGAGUCGAGCAGUACAAAGACCAAAGUUGUAAGCUUCUUGAACAAGGCAAUCACGACAGUUGAGUCCAAGGAACUACGAAUGGAGAGGUUGAAACAAGAAAAUAUUGUUCUAGAGGCACAUUUCAAUAUCCUAAGCCAAUGUACCAUGAGUGAUCCUACUAUAGUGCAGCCAUCUGCCAAGCGUGCCCGGCAGGAAUCAUGUAAGGAGGAGCAGUACGAGACAGCCUUGCAAACAGCAGAGAAUGCUUUUAAAAUAUUGCAGACUUUGGUAAAGCAGCAAGUGCCACCAGACUGGGUAACAGUCCGUUUACAAGCCUUGCAAGAAACAAUCCUUGCUUUGAAUAGCAGGCAAGAACCUGUCUAAAAUUUGAAUGAAUUGUUACAUACCUUCACCAUAGGAGGAAUGUAUGCUACAGGCUAGUUUUCUUAAUACAAGAUAACUUGUGUUUUAUUUUGAAACAACUUUGAAAGAGCACAAUACUGUCUGUAAAUCCUAUAGGGUUUAAUUGCAUAAAAAUUAGGUGGAGGAAUAAUUUGCAGCAUACCCACAAUACUAAUAAACUUAUUUAUUGUAACAAGAUAUUUUUGAUUUGCCUUUCUACAACAAUAAUUUGAAGGAAAAUAAAUCAUAGAGCAAAACUACUCCUUUAUGGUCGUAUUUGUUUUAAGUUGAUAAGUAGUGGACAAUAGCUUCAUCUUUUUCCAGUAAUGUAAUCAAGACAACCUCCCAGUUACAAAGGGAACAGAUAAGUUGGAUCAUGAAUCACAGAUGCACUCAAUUGCCCAAGUGACUGUUUGAUCAUGUUAAUCAGAAGGUUAUAUCAGCCACUGACACUAAUCUCUAAGAAUCACAGCCAUUGCUUCUCAGUGUAUUCUUUUGGAGGUAAAUCAGUGAGGAGAUAAAAGGAUGCACUAUUUCUUCUUAUAUUC